Molecule: messenger RNA, 3849 nt
Organism: Salvia splendens (bonfire salvia)
Lineage: Eukaryota; Viridiplantae; Streptophyta; Magnoliopsida; Lamiales; Lamiaceae
Exons: 2
Coding region: 361-1281 (306 amino acids)
Cellular component (GO): Golgi apparatus
Molecular function (GO): O-acetyltransferase activity
Source: RefSeq, a predicted model, not a curated record
UAAGUGGUGAUUAAAGGUACUAAUUAGAAAUGAAAAGAUAAAAUCUCAAUUAAAAAUGAUUAAAGGUGAAGUAGUAGUGAUUACGAUCUUCCAAAUUAAUACACAAAUGCACAAACACAAGUUACCGAUGCCCAAAAGUCAUUCAAAAUAUAUUACUCCACUCCAUGCUUGCAUUCCAACCUCUUCACGGCUUCACCCAAGUCUAUGGUCCACAAUUUCCAAAUCAAUGGAGCUAGCUACCUCUAAAUAAAGGCAUAAUCAAUAUAGCCAUACUCUUAUCCAUAGCGCUAAUCACCGCCGCCAUAAUCUGUCCGGUGCUCCACCAAAAAACCUCCUCUUCCGUAUCCACCUAUUUCUACAAUGCAGCAGACGAUACGAGCCACGAAGGAUGCGAUAUCUUCACGGCUCCCGGAUCCGGAUGCCCCGUAUUACACCAACAACACUUGCUGGGCCAUCCACGAGCACCAGAACUGCAUGAAAUACAGGCGACCCGACUCCGACUUCAUCAAGUGGAAGUGGAAACCCGACGACUGCGAUUUGCCCGCGUUCAACCCCUCUCACUUCCUCCAUAUGCUCCGGGAUAAGACCAUGGCCUUCGUAGGAGAUUCCGUCGAGAGGAAUCAAAUGCAGUCCAUGAUAUGCCUCUUGUCCAAGUUAAAUGAAACUGUGUCCAACUGGCCAAAGGAAGAAGGGGCAAAUCCAGUCACCACUCAUUCAGAAUUAACCACUGCCUUGCCUGCUGACUUGGAUACGAGCGGUGAGGAGGGUCGCGGCACAGCCAUCAAGAGUGAACCGGAAUCAAUAUCUGCAACUGAAGAGCAAAAAGCCGACAUGGUUGACCAGGAAAAUGAUCCCGAGAUAAGCUCGUUGUACGCUCACUUGGAUGGCGAACCACCGCAAGCAAUCGUCACGACCCUAGGACAAGAAGCAAUCUACGUGGGGCCCCACAUUAUGGUCGUCCUGCAUGUGUUCUUGGGAAGGAGUUGUGACAACCCAUACGAGUUCUUGCAUGAAUUUUGCAAAAUCUGCAAGGCUCUAAAGCGGCCAGCGGGGUCGAGCGAAGGCGACUACAGACUGAAGACCCUUCCCUUUGCCCUUAAAGGGGAGGCGAAUACUUGGUUCAAGAGGCUGCCACCAAAUUGUAUCAGAACCUGGUCUGACUUCAAGAUGAUGUUCUUGGAUCAGUUCUUCCCAGCGGCCAGGACAAGUGCCCUAAGAGAUAAAAUCCGAGGAGUUACACAAGGUUAUGAUGAGACCCUGAGUCAGUACUGGUCAAGAUAGAUGGGUCUGUUGGACGCAUGCCCAAACCACCACAUGUUGGAAGUAGAAAUUUACUCGAUUUUCUAUGAGAGGAUGAAUGCGGAGAGCAAGGACUUAGUGAACUAAUCAAGUGGAUGAAGUUUUUCCAAACUACGAGUUAGUGAGGCCAAGAGAAUCAUGGAAAGACUUCUCUACGCGAAAAGAGCCUAUGACAAUCCACGUACUCUCCCGUCCAGAAGAGGUAUGGCAAAUGCUGCAGCAGUAGGAAAUAAUGAUCAAUUAGAGAGUCGGAUUGACAAGCUUGAGAGGGCACUUUUGUCAGCAAUUGAGAAGAGUAAACCGCAAGUUCCUCCAGUCAAUGCCACCACGGUAACUGCCCAAGAGGAUCACUAUCCAAAUACGAAUGGGCUUUGGAAUUCAAAUAGGAUCUGCAAUCCUGAAAAGCAGGAGGACACGCCUUGGAGAGAACACCUGGACUUUAGAUGGGGAGAGGGAAACUCUAACCAGCCCAACCCACCUCAGAAUGCAUACGAUGGACCCCCAGCCCAAGAUUCACAGCCGAACUGGUCAGGAAGAAACCAGCAUAAUCCGCACUCACCAAAUCCAUAUCAAAAUACCACCUAUGUGCCACAAUAUUAGAUGGGAAACUAGAAUUACCAAUCCCACCCACCCCAACAUUGCCAAAAUCACCCAUGCCCUAACCGUAACCAACAUUACAACCUCAACCAUUUCAGUCAGUACCCUUCACACCAAAAUCAGCCAAACUACCCUUACAAUCGAAACCAUCACAUCUACCAGUCGCAUCCCAACGGCCAGUAUAACUCCCAUCACCAGCAAAAUCCCUACCUACACCACCUGAAUCCCAAUCACAGUCAACCCCACAACUCUAACAAAUUCGGCUAGUACCCCUCUCAUCAAAAUCAGCCAAACUAUACCUACCACCCAUACCCUAACACCCAGUAUAAUCCCCACCAUCAGCAAAACCCUAACCAUUUCCUACACCAAAACAAGUCGGGAAGAUCUAUGGAAGAGAUGAUGGGAGAGAUGCUUGCUUACCAGCAAAUCAUGAGGAGUGAAUUUCAGUCCAAUAAUGAAGUGGUGCAAGGCAUGCAAAACACCCAGAAAGAGCAUAAGGAAAAUAUGGACAUGCUGAAUAAGCAACUGUCCUACCUGGCCAGUUCGAUGAACGAGAUUUGUGGGAAUGCGGAAAGGCUCCCAGUUACGGUGCACAUACCUGACAAGGCUAAUGUAAGGAAGGUGACAUUGUGGUCAGGAACAUCCUACAAGGAGCCUGAACGGAAGGAGUCAUUUGGGGAAUCAAGCAAGACGAAGGAUAAGGGGGACAUACUAACCAAGAAGAGUGGUCCUGAUGAAACUGAACCAGUUGCUGAACCUCAAAUCAAUCAAGGUCCGAAAGAGAGUUCAAGGGAAACCACUAAAGAACCCGAUGAAGAGGUGAAGGAAGAAAAAUCAUUCCCUUACUGUUUUGUAAAAAAGAGGAAGGAUGGAGAACCCGUAGACUACAUGUCUAUCUUUGGGAAACUUGAAGUGACCAUACCUUGCAAUCAAGCUGUAAAGCUACCUCCAUUCGGUACAAAUAUAAAGGUGUACAUAGUUGGAAGUACAAGGGAUGAAGAAAAGAUUGUGAUAGAAGGCAACACUCCAACCAUGGUCUUAAAGAAGCUACCACCCAAGAGGAGUGACCCAAGAUGGUGUGAUCUAACCAGUAGUCAAACGCAUACUGACCAGGAUAUUGAAGAGACUAUUUGUCAGAAGUCAAGAUUCGCUAGAGCCACUGGGGCUCACCAACUGGCCGAGAAGAAGGCAGAGAGAAAACAAGGGCUGAAGUGCGCAUCGAGGCUAAUCAUUGGGCGUAGGAUUGAGAAAAAGAAGGGGCCAGUAAGGUUCAUGAUCUUGUAGAGAUCUCAAGCGAGGAGGACAAGACUCCUUGCAACAAAAAGAAGAGCAAGUACACUGAUACUGGCCAGGAAGAUAGUGGACCUCCUACAAAACCCGGGGAGGAUACAAAACAUGCUACAACCAAGUCAGAGACCCCUGCUGUUGCUGGACAUCCGUCAUCGACCCUUACUAUCCAUGAAGGGGGUUCUCCUAUAAAAUCUGGGGAGAACCCGACUGCAACUUUCACCCAGCCAGUACAGGAGGCCAACAUCGACAAUCCACUUGUCAUCCCUACUGCCCAGAAAGAGACACCAGUACCAGAAACCGACUUACAGGAAAAUCAAGACAAAGAAGGAAAAUGCAACUAAGAAAGAAAGAGGAAAGGCAAUGGGGCAGCAAAGCAACAGAAGGAGACCAAGAAGCCCAGGGUGGUCCUAUCGGCCAUUAUCAUCAAGAAGCUGGGACAAGUACCCAAACUGAUCGGGAGCAAGGUCCCCAGCACCAUCGUCUGCGGCCCAUGGAAAAGCAGAAAAUCAAGGGGGCUUUAAAGAAUCAUAAGAAAAAGAGUGACACCCCUGAUGUGUACCAACAAAGGAACCCGAGAAGGAAACUGCACAAAGCUCCUGACCAAAGAGGAUCCAGAGGAGAAGAUGACCGACCCUACCAACUGACCAGUUAGCUUUCUUUUUA